AGCACGUUCCCAUUCCAUAGCUCCAUCCCACGGGAAUGUCCCAUUCCUCACCUGUCUCUUCCCUGCCCCGGGCGGCCCCGCUCCCGCCGGUGUCCCCCAGGUUUUGGGAGGAGGCCGGAGGGAGCGGCGCCGGCGCCGGGAUGUGCGCGUCCCUCGGGAGCAUGGCCCUGUCCCUGUGCUGUGGUGGCGUGUCCGGCUCUUCCCGCUGGUGUUCCUGCUGAGGAAAUUCCCGUCGGGAUCCCGGGGCGUUGGGGCCGCGGGGUGGGAGAUCCCGGAGCAGCUCAGUGCUCCGGGAAGGGUGGGAGAGACACCAGGAAAGGAUCCCAGGAAAGGUGAAGGAGAUUCCAAGAAAGGUGGAAAAGACCCCAGCAGGAUGGAAAAGAUCCUGGGAAGGGAGGGAAAGACACCAGGAAAGGUGGGAAAAGAAAAGGACACCAGGAAAGGUGGGAGAGACCCCAAGAAAGUGGGAAAGGAUCCCAGGAAAGGUGAAGGAGAUUCCAAGAAAGGUGGAAAAGACCCCAGAAGGAUGGAAAAGGUCCCAGGAAGGUGGGAAAGACACCAGGAAAGGUGGGAAAAGAAAAGGACACCAGGAAAGGUGGGAGAGACCCCAAGAAAGUGGGAAAGGAUCCCAGGAAAGGUGAAGGAGAUUCCAAGAAAGGUGGAAAAGACCCCAGAAGGAUGGAAAAGGUCCCAGGAAGGUGGGAAAGACACCAGGAAAGGUGGGAAAAGACACCAGGAAAGGUGGGAAAAGAAAAGGACACCAGGAAAGGUGGGAGAGACCCCAAGAAAGUGGGAAAGGAUCCCAGGAAAGGUGAAGGAGAUUCCAAGAAAGGUGGAAAAGACCCCAGCAGGAUGGAAAAGGUCCCAGGAAGGAGGGAAAGACACCAGGAAAGGGGGGAAAAGAAAAGGACACCAGGAAAGGUGGGAGAGACCCCAAGAAAAGUGGGAAAAGAUCCCAGGAAGGGAGGGAAAGACACCAGGAAAGAUGGGAAAAGACCACAGGAAGGGUAGGGAAGAACACCAGGAAAGGUGGGAAAGGAUCCCAGGAAGGGUGGGAGAGGUCUCAAGGAUGUUGGAAGAGACUCCAAGAAAAGUGGGAGAGAUCCCAGAUAAAGUGGGGAGAGAGCCCAGGAAAGGUGGGAAAGGAUCCCAGAAAAGAAACCAGGAAAGGUAGGAGAACCCCAGGAAGGUUGAGAGAUGUCCCAGGAAGGGUGGGAGAGAAUUCAGGAAGGGUGGAAAAGAUCCCAGGAAGGGGAAAAGGACCCCAGGAAAAGUGGGAAAGACCCCAGGAAAAGUGGGAAAGGACCUCAGGAAUGGUGAGAAAGACCCCAGGAAUGGUGGGAGAGAUUCUGGGAAAGGUGGAGAAGACCCCGGGAAGGACAUUGGGAAGGGGGGCAGAGCAUCCCCGUUCCAGGCCCAGCAAACCAUGGAUGCACCAGGAUCCAUCCGUGGUUCCCCAGGGUGGGGGGUCCCAGGUCCCCCUCUGGAGCAAGAAUUCCAUGAGACAGAGGAGGGAGCUCCUGGGAUCCUGCUCCAUCCCAGUCCCCCAGGGAAGUCACCCGAGGCCACAGCAGGAAAACCGGGAUGCAGGGAUUCCAGCACAUCCCAGUGGAAUGGUUCCAGCACAUCCCAGUGGCUUCCAGAAGCUCUGGAAGGACUCCCCGGGCUGGCAUGGGGCAGCAGCGGGAUCCCGGGAAAAGCUGUUCCCACUCCAGCUCCCUUGGGCUGGAAGAUCCGUGGGGUUGGGAGGGCCGGAGAAUUCCCCCUGGGAAUUUCCCAGCGUGCAUGGCCGGCUCUGUGCUCCUGGUUGUGCUUCCUCCGUGUUGUCCCCGUGUCCCGUCCUCGUGUCCCGUUCCGUGUGCGGAGCUCCGGCUCCAUCCGUGUCCCGGCUCCCGGAGCCGUUCCCGGUUGAUUUUUCCUUGUCCUUUUCUGCCAAGCGCUGAAUUCCCGAGGCCGCGGCCCCGUCCCGGGAGAGCGGCGCCGGAUCCCGACGCCGCGGGAAUGCCGGGGGCCGCGUUCCCGCUUUCCCGACGGCUGCUGGAUGCCAUUCCCGGGGAUUUGCUCUGCUCCCGGGUGGGGCGGAGGCGUGGGAUGCUCGGAAGCUCCCGGCCUGCUCCGGAUCUUUCCGGGAACACCCGGAGCGGGGUCGUUCCGGAGGCUCCUCUCGGCCGUGGGGGGCUCAUCCCAUCGGAUCCAGCUGUGGAUUCAUUCCCUCAGUCCUGGCACUGGUGUCACGGAUAUUUGGGAUAUUUGGGGGACACCAGCAGGGAACCGUCCCCUCUGUUGGUGCAGGGGGCACUUGGGUCAUCCUAUGGAUCAUUCCGGGGCUUAUUCCAGGACUCAUCCCGAGAUUCUUCCCUAGGCUCAUCCCGAGGUUUAUCCCAAGAUUCCUCCCAAUGCUCUUCCGUGGGCUCAUCCCAAGGUUCCUCCCAGGGCUCAUCCCAGGGCUCAUCCCAAGGUUCCUCCCAGUGCUCUUCCCUGGUCUCAUCCCAAGGCUCCUCCCAGGGCUCAUCCCAAUGCUCAUCCCAGGGUUUAUCCCAGGAUUCCUCCCUAGGCUCAUCCCAGGGCUCAUCCUGAGGUUCUUCCCAGGGCUCAUCCUGGGGCUCAUCCCAAGGUUCCUCCCAGGGUUCAUCCCGAGGUUCUUCCCAGGGCUCCUCCCAGGGCUCAUCCCAGGGUUUAUCACAAGAUUCCUCCCAGUGCUCUUCCCUGGGCUCAUCCCAAGGUUCCUCCCAAGAUUCCUCCCAGGAUUCCUCCCAGUGCUCUUCCCUGGGCUCAUCCCAAGGUUCCUCC
Messenger RNA from Passer montanus (Eurasian tree sparrow), 2790 nucleotides. RefSeq lists its product as uncharacterized. Lineage: Eukaryota; Metazoa; Chordata; Aves; Passeriformes; Passeridae. The record is from RefSeq and is a predicted model, not a curated record. The transcript is spliced from 2 exons. The coding region runs from base 1585 to 2577 and encodes 330 amino acids.